Yamadazyma tenuis ATCC 10573 is the source of this 900-nucleotide messenger RNA. RefSeq names its product endonuclease/exonuclease/phosphatase family protein. Gene Ontology annotation, molecular function: 3'-5'-RNA exonuclease activity. The record is from RefSeq and is a predicted model, not a curated record. NCBI's taxonomy places the organism in Eukaryota, Fungi, Ascomycota, Pichiomycetes, Serinales, Debaryomycetaceae.
AUGCUUCCUCAAUUCGCAAUCACCGCCUUACUAUUCGCAACCAGCUUAGCCGCCCCUAUUGAAGCUCCCUUGAACUUCAGAGUAAUUACUUCAAAUGUGAGAGUCAAAACCAACAAGCCAUUCGCUCACGAGCAGCCCUGGGACGUGAGAAAGUAUGGCCAAAUCCAAACUUUGCAACAACAAUCUGCCAAUUCUUCUACCCUCAUCGGGUUGCAAGAAAUCAAAAAGGACAUGUUGGACGAGGUGAUCGCAGGGUUGAACAACAACCAAACCAAUAUUACCAGUGGUUGGACCUACUUUGGCGUGGGCAGAGAUGAUGGGGUUGAGAAAGGGGAAUAUGCUGCCGUUGUCUACGAUAACAGAGUGUGGGAUUUGGUCAACGGAACCUAUAAAUGGUUGAGUCCUACUCCAGAUAUUCCCACCAAAGGCUGGGGUGCAUCAAACAUCAGAAUCGUCACCAUGACGGAAUUGAAACACAUUCAAACUGGCAAGCACAUCAACUACUUUAAUACUCACUACGACCAAACCAGUGAAGAGGCCCGGGAACACUCAUCGGAGUUGAUUGCUGGGUGGAUCAGUCAGAUCCCCAACGAUUACCAAACGAUUUUGACAGGGGACUUCAACUCCAUCGACACGGAUUUAUCGUACACCACCUUAGUUAAGGACUUGGCAGAUACUAGGGUGAUCGCUUACCAGAAGUAUAGUCAGGAACCUACCUACACUGGAUUUGAACCCACCGAUAACCAGACGGUGAUUGAUUUUAUUUGGGCUCCUAUCGAUUCCAAUACCCAAGGUUCCAACACCACCGUCAUCGACUAUAAUGUCAUCGACAAUGUUACCCCGGAGGGAUACAGGUUUUCUGACCAUCGGCCAGUGGUGGUGGACUUUUUAGCUUUUUAG